Molecule: messenger RNA, 2110 nt
Organism: Mytilus californianus (California mussel)
Lineage: Eukaryota; Metazoa; Mollusca; Bivalvia; Mytilida; Mytilidae
Exons: 2
Coding region: 61-1857 (598 amino acids)
Molecular function (GO): zinc ion binding
Source: RefSeq, a predicted model, not a curated record
UACUAUAUCGACAUGUUGGUAGUGUUAACUUGAAACAGUUCAAAGAGAUACAUUUUAAAGAUGGAUCAGGAGAAGACUGUUAAUGUCGAAAUUUGCGCUGCUUGUCUAAGAGACAAUGAUACUGCUGAAGCCAAACACUGGUGUUGUGACUGUGCUGAGGCAUUGUGUGAUGAUUGCGGGAAGGUUCAUAGAAAGUCUAGAUUCACAACCUCGCAUAAACUUAUCCGUCUCCGGGAAGUGAAAAAUUCUAAAUCAUUUCUAAUGGCUACGUCUUUCCUCUGCGAUCUCCAUUCAGAUUUAAGGGUGACUUUCUACUGCAAUAGACAUGACCAGCUGAUUUGCCAAACCUGUCUGUUACAGACACAUAAAGACUGUAAAUAUAUUACUGCAAUUGAACAGCUAAUGCCACAGAGACCUCGCAGUAGUAGUAACGACCAUUUUGAUGUUCUACAGAAGCAAGCAUUAAAACUUGCAGACUCCUUAAACCAACUCAUAGAUACAAGGAAAGAAAACCUAGCAAAACUUGAUGAACAAAACAAGACAAUUCAAGCAACAAUUAAGAAAACAAAGUCUGAAAUCAUAGAUCAUCUUACAAAACUAGAAGAAGAACUACUACAUAGUCUGAGUGUCAAAUACGACUCAUGCGUUGAACAAAUAGAUGAUGAAAUUUCCCAGCUUCAACGAAAUAGAGAACUGAUGUCCAUUCACGAUAGUGAUAUUGAAUUGAUGAGAAAAAAUGGUUCUGAACCUUAUAAGUUCACAAUUGUAAAGAAGUUUGAACAGACUAAACCAAGGACUGAGGAUAUUAUAGGUAACUUCAGAGAUAAAUAUAAACCACUGGUAAUAGAUUUCACCCAAAACGAAGAACAAUUAGCAUCGCUUUACAAUGCACUGGGUUGGGUCGAUAUCAAAGUUAUUAACCGAGUCCCACCUAAUGUCAGUGCAAUAACAACUCCACCUAGGCCAAUCAGCAAACACUGGGAAAGUCCAACAGAGAGCAACAAGGUUGUAACUAGACCUGUAUCAACUCGAUCCGUUAGUAAUUUCAAAGAAAAUGAAAUGUCGUUAAAAAAACUUGUACCUCAAACUCCCUCGAUAACACAGCUAGUACUAUACAAAAAAAUCCCAACGUCUUCAUCAUUAGGAGAACAUAUCACCGUUUCACGUGGCUGUUUUAUAUCAGGAAAGCAUAUUCUUUUAUGCGAUGCACAAAAUAGAUGUAUAUUUAAAUGUAACCUCUACGGGUCAAUGGCCGAUAAAAUUCCAUUGCUGUACUUUCCACAUGAUGUUGCCCUGUUUGACAAAAAUACAGCCGUUGUCGCAGCAGGCGAGAGGGGUAUACAAGUUUUUGAUAUCAUCGAUGGUGAAUGUAGACCAGAUCGGUUUAUAAGGCCUGGUGGGAAAUGCACUGCGAUUUCCUGCAUUGACGAUCAAAUCAUCGUCCGGAGUGGACACUGCAAAAUAAGCAUUCUCGAUCGCGCGGGAAUUUCCAUUUUCAAGAUAAACACCAAAUAUGACCCUUUAAUUUUAAGCGCAGGAAUCAACGGCUCCAUUUACUGGACAAGUAAUAACGGGGAUGAAGUCCAAUGCAUUGCAAGAGAGCGUUCACAAUUCAUCUGCAGAUCUGAGACUUUGGUUGGUCCUACUGGACUUGCUACAGAUGGCACAGGUCACGUAUUUGUUGCUGGGUACGAAUCUGGAAAUAUACAUCAAUUAUCCAACAGAGGAACUAAAUCCAUUGUCUUAGACGAAGGAAUACACCAUCCUUGGGGUCUUGCAUUUGAUCAAGAUUCUCAAAGAUUAAUGAUUAUUAAUGACGACGGAAUAGCUAUCGAUAUUUAUACAGUUUGCAAGUAGACGAAGAAAGAUAACUCAAUUCAUGGACAGAAAAGCGUGACAUUUAAAUCAUUGGCUUUUUUUUCAAAAUGAUAUGGAUAUCAUUGAUUAGCAAAAACGUACAUCAGGGCUGGUUUUUUUUUCUCAAAUAAACAGAUUUAUCGAGGAGGGAUGCCGUCUGAAAUUUGAUUGAAACUGGUAUUGACCCAUUUGGUUUUUUAGAUUGUUUAUUAAGUAAAAAGGUUUGAAAGUUGUCCAUUAAAUCUGUGUUUUA